UCUAGAGUGAACUAGAGCGGAUCAAAACUUGUCGACUACACACAAACGGCUCGCGGGAGAAGUGGGGCAGCUCUUGACUUUGUGGAUUUUUUCUGAAGCGGAUUAUCCUUUCAACGUUAUACAACUGUCUCUUGCUAAGAAGACUGAUCUAGUAAGAGCAGACCGAAGGAACGAUGCCGCUUCUCCACAGAAAGCCGUUCGUCAGACAGAAACCUCCCUUGAACCUGAAACCAGAUGAAGAGGUUUUUCUCUGUAAAGUCACACACGAGAUCUUCAGAACAUACGACGAGUUCUUUGAGCGGACCAUCCUAUGCAACAGCCUGGUGUGGAGCUGUGCCGUGACGGGCAGACCAGGCCUGACCUAUCAGGAGGCCUUAGAGAACGAGCGGAGGGCCCGGCAGAGCCUGCAGAACUUCCCUCCCGCACUGGUUGUGCCCCUCCUACACCUGGUCACCCUCACCCACCGCACACGCCUGCACGAGAUCUGCGAUGACAUCUACUCUUAUGUCAAAGAGCGCUUCUUUGAGGGCGAAACUGUGGAAAUAGCGGGACGUGCAGGAGUCAGGCAGCUGUGUCGAAUCCUGGAGGUGCAGUCCCCUCACUCCAACGGGGCUCUGAACGGCCAUGUUAAGCACCACAUGGAGGGAGACUCCAUCGUCAUCAGCGACAGCGAUGAGGAGGGAAGCUCCAACUCCGUCAAGUCCCCCGUCCCACCGCUUAAUGGCAGGAAGAAGAAAGCCAGUGUCAGCCCAUCUGUGUUCAAGUAUAAAGUACUGCCUCUCAAGGUGGAUGGCUGUGAGCCUUUCAUUGUCAAGGCUGCUCAGAUCAGUCGAAAGAAGAGCAUCUUCUCACGAGACCGGCUGAAACUCCUGCUCAAACAGCACUGUGAACCCCAGAAUGGAGCCAUCAGACUCAAGGCUGCAACGAUUGUCAAGUACAAGCUGGCAGAACACAGUUUCUCCCACUUCUUCCCUGAUGAGCCGCCGGUCUUCCCCUUCAGUCCGCCUGGGAAGGGCCGCAGCCGUCCCCCCAACGGCUCGUCUCCUGAAGGACUGAAGGGGGGAGAGAGUGUGAAGCGUGCAGCUGAGGAGAAGCUGAGACUUAUGCAGCAGAAAGAGGAGAUGAUGAGCCUGGUGCUGGAGAAGGCCAAGCUGAAAAAGGAGAGGGAGGAUGCUUGGGAGGCCAGGAGGAAGGAGAAGGAGGACAAAGAGAGGAAACGGGAGGAGCUGAAGAGGCUGCUGGAGGAGGAGAAGCAGAAGAGAAGAGAGGAGAAGGAGAGGAUGAAGGUGGAGAAAGAGAAGGAGCGGGAGAAGCUGCGGGAGGAGAAGAAGAAAUACGCUGAGCGUCUGAAGCUGUGGAGUAAACCCAGAGAGGACAUGGAGUGUGAGGACCUUAAGGAGCUGCCGGCAGCCCUCCCGGUGAAGACCCGCCUGCCCCCGGAGCUGUUUGGAGAUGCCCUCAUGGUGCUGGAGUUCCUGCAGGCAUUCGGGGAGCUUUUUGACUUGAAGGACGAGUUCCCAGAGGGUAUCACUCUAGAGGUCCUGGAGGAGGCGCUGGUGGGCUGUGACCCUGAGGGGCCGCUGUGCGAGCUGCUCUUCUUCUUCCUGUCGGCCAUCUUCCAGGCCCUGGCUGAAGAGGAGGAGGAGGUGGCCCGGGACCAGGUGGCUGAGGCAGACACCAAAGAUCUGAGCGAGGCCCUGGAUGAGGACGCUGACCCCACGCAGUCAGCCCUCAGCGCCGUGGCGUCCCUGGCUGCAGCCUGGCCUCAGCUCUACCAAGGCUGCAGUCUGAAGCAGCUGGACCUGGACAGCUGCACCCUCUCUGAAAUCCUCCGGCUCCACAUCCUGUCGUCCGGGGCCGACUGCAGCUCGGCCAACGCCAAGUUCCGCUACCAGAAGCAGGGGGGCUUCGGCGCCACGGACGACGCCUGCGUGGAGCUGCGGCUCACCAGCCCCGGCCUGCUGAAGAGGCUGUCCUGCACCGCCGUGUACGACCUGCGGCCCGGGGAGAAGCUGAAGAUCCUCCACGCUCUGUGUGGGAAGCUGCUGACGCUGGUGUCCACGCGGGACUUCAUCGAGGACUGCGCAGAUGAGCAGAGGCAGGCCAAGCAGGAGCUCCGCGAGCUGAAGGCAGAGCAGCACCGCAGAGAGAGGGAGGAGGCCGCCAACAGGAUUCGUAAGAGGAAGGAGGAGAAGCUGAAAGAGCAGGAGCUGAAGCUGAAGGAGAGGCACGAGAAGCUGAAAGACGAGGAAGAAAGAAAUGGCUCUCAUGAGUCACGAGCGGCUCCGGAGGAGAUGGACACAAGUACGGAAAGCCAGGAGGGACAGAAUCACACACUGGAAAAGGAAGAACAGACUCCUCAAAACAAGGCCAAGAAGACAGUGAAGGGCAGCAGUGAGAAAGAGAAGCCGGCGGAGGUGAGCACGGAGGAGCAGCAGCAGAGGGAGCGGGACCUGCAGGAGCGCAUCCAAAAGGCGGCCGCCUGCACCUACAUCCUGCCGCUGGGCCGCGACCGCCUCUACCGCCGCUACUGGCUCUUCUCCUCCGCCCCCGGCCUGUUCGUGGAGGACGACUUCACCGGCCUCACCGAGGACAUGCUGCUGCCCCGGCCUCCGUCCAAGUCCGAGCCCGAGUCCCCGCCCGCCCCCUCCACCCCCGAAAGCCCGUCCCGGCGCGACGACGCCGACCCCGAGCCCCCCGUCCACAGCUCCGGCCCUCCCGUCAAACGGCCCAACCUGUGGGCCUUCUACAGCAGCCCCCAGGAGGUGGAGCGGCUGAUCGAGGCGCUGAACUCCCGCGGGCACCGCGAGAGCAGCCUCAGGGAGACCCUGCUGCUGGAGAAGGAGAGGAUCGGCCAGAUUCUCAGCAGCUGCGUGGCUCAGCGCUUCCACCACUCAGGUAAGCCAGAGAGCGAGGGCAAAGCAGGCCAGGGGAAGCAGAAGAGCGCCCCCGUCUCAGCCGAGCGCAACAUGGAGAACCGCCUCAGAGACCUGCUGCUGGACAUAGAGGACCGCAUCUACCAGGGCACCCUGGGAUCCGUCAAGGCAAUGGAGCGAAACGCCUGGAGGGCGGCGCUAGAGAACAGCCACUAUGAGCAGCUGGGCCCCGAGGUGAAGGAGAACGGGGUGCUGAAAGGAGAGAACGGAGAGACCGUCGCCAUGGACGUCGACUACAGCCACAUCAAACCCGGAGUGAAGGACAGACUCCAGGAGCUGAAGAGCGAGACGCAGAGCGCCGCCUCCACCAGCUCCAGCACCCCCCAGCCCGUCAACAACUCCGUGCAGCUCCUGGCCCUGGCGCUGGCCCAAAUCGAGCAGGGCAUCGAGCGCAAGUUCCUCAAGGCCCCGCUGGGAGAUGAAGAUGGCAGAAAGGACCAGAAAGUAAAGAAAAAGGAAAAGAAAAAAGAUGAGGACCAGUCCAGUGAAAAAGAUGACAGCAGCGAGAGCGGCCGGGCGUGUAAGACGGUGCAGGAGCGCUGGAGGGAGUCUCUGCUGGGCUGCUCCAGCCUGUCCCAGGUCUUCCUGCACCUCUCCACGCUGGAGCGCAGCGUCAUCUGGGCCAAGUCCAUCCUCAACGCGCGCUGCAAGGUGUGCCGCAAGAAGGGCGACGCCGAGAACAUGAUGCUGUGUGACGCCUGUGAGCGCGGCCACCACAUCCACUGCGUGCGGCCCAAGCUCAAGGCGGUCCCCACUGAGGAGUGGUUCUGCCCCGAGUGCCGGCCCAAACAGCGCUCUCGCCGCCUGGGCUCCCGCCAGCGCUCCUCCAUCGACUCUGAGGAGGAGCUGGAGUCAGAGGAGGAGGAGGAGGAAGAGGAGGAGGAGUCCGAAGAGGAAGAGGAGGAGGAGGAAGAAGAGGAGGGGUCCGAGGAGGAAGAAGAAGAAGAGGAAGAGGAGGAGGAGGAGGAGGAAGAAGAGGAGCAGGAAAGUCCUCCUAAGAAGAGCCGCGCCGCGGUGAAGCUGCCUCUGACCACCAAGGGAGGCCGAGCAUCCGGCAGGUCCGCCUCCCGGCAGCCGGACCCGGGCCGGUCCACCCCGCGCUCCCAGCAGACCACCCCCAAGCAGAGCCUGUCCGCCGGGAAGGCCGGUGCCAAGACCUCGGGCAAGAAGGGCCCCUCGGCCCCGCCCAAGCCCCCGCCCCGCGCCGGCUCCCGCUCCAGCGCCCGCCUCAGCCAGGAGGUCCAGUCCGCCAACGGCUCCUUCACCUCCAGACCCAGCGCCAGCCCGUCCCCCCCACACGGACAGACAGACGCCCGGAAACGACCUCUCGCAGAAGUCUCCCCCAAAGCCAAGCUGGUUCUGACUGCGCCCAGCAGCUCGUCCAGCCGCCGGAGCUCCGGGAGGCACCAGGGGGUGCACGAACUGUCGGCCUGUGAGCAGCUCACCGUCGAGCUGGUCCGACACGAGGACAGCUGGCCUUUUAAGAAGCUGGUCUCCAGAACCCAGGUUCCAGACUACUACGACAUCAUCAAAAAGCCAAUAGCUUUGAGCAUAAUCAGGGAAAAAGUCAACAACUGUGAAUAUAAAACUGCCGCUGAAUUCAUUGCGGACGUGGAGCUGAUGUUCACCAACUGUUUAGAAUACAACCCCCGCACCACGAACGAGGCCAAGGCUGGGGUGCGGCUGCAAGCCUUCUUCCACGGCGAGGUCCAGAAGCUGGGCCUCCCUGUCCCACAGGCUAUUGAUCAGACCAACCCCCCUCCAAAGCGCCCCAGAAUGUGACCUGGCCCGCUCCUUAUCGGUCGUAACACAAACUCGCAGGAAAGGCACAUGCAUGCCAGCUACACAAAUACAAAGGGGCUUUUCACCAAGUGGGCUUUGGGGAACCCUCUGAACACCCAGCACAGGGGGGGGGG
This is a messenger RNA of Conger conger (European conger), 4852 nucleotides long. RefSeq names its product bromodomain adjacent to zinc finger domain, 1A (gene baz1a). Gene Ontology annotation, molecular function: protein binding. Gene Ontology annotation, biological process: chromatin remodeling. The record is from RefSeq and is a predicted model, not a curated record. Lineage: Eukaryota; Metazoa; Chordata; Actinopteri; Anguilliformes; Congridae. The transcript has 28 exons. The coding region runs from base 174 to 4718 and encodes 1514 amino acids.